Messenger RNA from Triticum dicoccoides, 1740 nucleotides. RefSeq names its product aspartic proteinase nepenthesin-1-like. Gene Ontology annotation, molecular function: aspartic-type endopeptidase activity. The record is from RefSeq and is a predicted model, not a curated record. Bases 1 to 1356 code for a protein of 451 amino acids. NCBI's taxonomy places the organism in Eukaryota, Viridiplantae, Streptophyta, Magnoliopsida, Poales, Poaceae. Gene Ontology annotation, cellular component: extracellular region. Gene Ontology annotation, biological process: proteolysis. The transcript has a single exon.
AUGAAGCGGCAGCUCGUGGCCACGCUGCUGGUCCUGAUCGCGCUGCCGGCGUUCGCCGCGUCCGCUCCGGGCGCCGGGAUCGCGGCGCUGCUCACACACGCCGACGCCGGCCUCGGGUUCGCGAGGCCCGAGCUCUUGCGGCGGAUGGCGCACCGGUCCAGGGCGCGGCGGCGGCGGCUGCUGUCGUCGCAGGCGACGGAGGCGGAUCGGCCGGUGCACGCCGGCCUCGGCGCCGGCGCCGGCGGCAGCAUCGUGACGAACGAGUACCUGGUGCACCUGUCCGUGGGCACGCCGCCGCGGCCCGUGGCGCUCACGCUCGACACCGGCAGCGACCUCGUCUGGACGCAGUGCGCGCCCUGCCUCGACUGCUUUGAUCAGGGGAUGCCGCUCCUGGACCCCGCCCGGUCCUCCACCUACGCCGCGCUCCCCUGCGACGCGCCGCUGUGCCGCGCGCUCCCGUUCACGUCGUGCGGCGGCGGCGGCGGCAGCGGAGGGAGCUGGGGCGAGCGGAGCUGCGUCUACGUCUACCACUACGGCGACAAGUCGCUCACGGUCGGCCAGCUCGCCGCCGACCGCUUCACCUUCGGCGAUGCCGACGGCCACUCCGAACGGCGGGUAACGUUCGGCUGCGGCCACUUCAACAAGGGCAUCUUCCAGGCGAACGAGACCGGCAUUGCCGGCUUCGGGCGGGGGCGGUGGUCGCUGCCGUCGCAGCUCGGCGUCACCAGCUUCUCGUACUGCUUCACGUCCAUGUUCGAGUCCAAGAGCAGCCUCGUGACGCUCGGCGCGGCGGCCGAGCUCCAGAGCGGCCAUGUCUUCCAGUCCACCCCGCUGAUCAAGGACCCCUCGCAGCCGUCGCUCUACUUCCUCUCACUGAAGGGCAUCAGCGUCGGCUCGAAGCGGCUGCCGGUGCCGGAGCGGCGGCUGAGGUCGACGAUCAUCGACUCGGGCGCAUCGAUCACGACGCUGCCGGAGGACGUGUACGAGGCGGUGAAGGCGGAGUUCGUGGCGCAGGUCGGGCUGCCGGUGAUCGGUGCGGAGGCCGGCGCGGCGCUGGACCUCUGCUUCGCGCUGCCGGCGACGGCGCCGUUCUGGAGGCGGCGGGGGCGGCGAGCCGUGGCCGUGCCGUCGCUGACGCUCCACCUGGACGGCGCCGACUGGGAGCUGCCGCGCGGCAACUACGUGUUCGAGGACCACGGCGCGCGGGUCAUGUGCCUGGUGCUGGACGCGGCAGCCGGGGAGCAGACCGUCAUCGGCAACUACCAGCAGCAGAACACGCACGUCGUCUACGACCUCGGCAGGGACGUGCUGUCCUUCGCGCCGGCGCGGUGCGACGAGCUCGUAGCGUCGGUAUAGUGGUGAAACUGUACAAAGGAGUAGUAGAACUCGUAGCACUGAUCGGGUGAAACGCGCCGACGUCGCGGCGAGGCGGUAGAGUAAAUUUUGUGCGGUCGUGUAAACUGGGCCGUCCAUGUAGCUGAUCUGACGGCGUAGCCUUUCCAAUGGAAGGCCGGGCGCUUCGGUUGUACAGAGUUUGGAAAAUUCCAAAGCUAAGGAAAACAUGUCCUUGGCACUUAGGAGCGUUCUUAAGCGAGAGCAAGCCGAUGGGUCUCAAGGUGUUGCUCCCGCUCCCGCCGGUGCCUGACAUGAGGUGUUGCUCUUCUUUAAGCUUGUACUUAACUUUUCUUUUUAUUUUAUUUUUUGCAAAAAUGCAAACGGUCAUAUAUUAAAGUCGAUCAA